AUGAAUUAUCUAAUGAUUCCUGGAAUUGACAAAUUUAAAACUAUUGAAAGUGAAACAAUGAAACAUAUAAAAGAAUUCACUAAAAUUACUACUGAACAUAAAAAAUAUGAUGGUGUUUUAUCUUUAUCUGAUUUUGAUAAUAAUAAUAUUGAUAAUGACAAAAGUCAACUUGAAAUAAAUAAGUUCAUCGAUCCAAAUCAGAAUAGUAUUAAUGAUUAUCAUUUUGAUUUAUCUAUUGAGAAUAAACGAAUAGAAACUUUAUCAAAUAGAAAUUUGAAUGAAAUAAACCAUCAGAAAUAUCAAAAUAUUAAAAAAUAUAACGUUUCACCUAUAAUUAAUCAGAAACAAGCAAAUAAUAGUGAUAUAUCGUUAUAUAAAUAUUCUCAUAAAGAUCAAAAUAAAGUACCUGCUAAUAACAACAAUCCGUAUAUGUCAAAACAUGUUGAUAUUCAAUCAAAUGAAGAAUUUCUAUACAGUAAACAGAUAGUUAAGAGUCGUCAAUCUUCAAGUUUUAUUAUUCUUCGUCCACGCAAAAUAAAGUAG
Schistosoma spindalis is the source of this 543-nucleotide messenger RNA. Lineage: Eukaryota; Metazoa; Platyhelminthes; Trematoda; Strigeidida; Schistosomatidae. The record is from the annotation of a GenBank genome assembly.